This is a messenger RNA of Belonocnema kinseyi, 946 nucleotides long. RefSeq names its product probable 28S ribosomal protein S26, mitochondrial (gene mRpS26). The transcript is spliced from 3 exons. The record is from RefSeq and is a predicted model, not a curated record. NCBI's taxonomy places the organism in Eukaryota, Metazoa, Arthropoda, Insecta, Hymenoptera, Cynipidae. Bases 181 to 864 code for a protein of 227 amino acids. Gene Ontology annotation, cellular component: mitochondrial small ribosomal subunit.
UGAGGUACCCGCCUUUCGAACUCAAAUGCUAUGUCGUUUCUUAAAUCCUAUUGUGGACUCUCCUUAAUGAUGUUGGUUGUAUGUAGAAACAAUAACUUAAAUUUGGAACGAAUAUUUCAGAGUAUUUUUUCUUCUCGAGAUGCAAUUUAAUCGUAGUUAAAAUAUUUUUUGGGCAUCAUUAUGUCUCAAGUAACGAGGGUUCUGGGCUGCAGUCCGUUGACUGCACGCUAUGUAUAUUCCAACAUUUCUUUUAGUCCCAAUUCUAUGUUUGAACAAAGCCUACGUUGGAAACGAAAACCGAUAUGGCUUCCUACUGCAAAAAGCAAAGUAUUUAGAGUACCUCCGAGGCCAGUUAUACCUGACGAAGAAGCUCUGGAAAUGAAGCGUCUUUUUAACCAAUACAGAACAGCUGUCAAAUCUGUGAGGAGAUAUAUGAUGAAAAUAACAGAAGAAAGCAAAGUGAAGCUAGAUCCACUAAUAAUAGAAAAGGCAAAGGAAGAAGAUUUUCUCUCUUGUUCAACUAUAAAUGACGAAUGGAAUCAGAACAUUUCCGUGCAGAGAGAAGCUCGUUUAACAAAAGAACGAUUAGAGAGAAAAGAAAGGAUAUUGUAUAACGUUGAGAGAAAGAAGAGAAUAGAGGAGAUCAUAAUGAAGAGGGCAGCAGAAAAUAUAAAGAAGGCUCAGGAACUGAUUCCAAACCUCAUAACCAGCAGCAACAUCGAUGAAGCAAUAGAGGAAGCCCUGAGGAACGUCGUUGACCACAAUUUUGCUAUUGAUUUUAAUGGCAACAGGUACACUGGUGAUAACAAUGAUUUGAGUGAAUAUCAUUUGAGCGACCAGAAGAAAGUUGAAGCAUCUCAAUGAAUUAUUUUAAAAAAUUGUACAUAACACAGUCUCUUAAACAGCAAAGGAGGAUAAAUAAAUCACUCUAUCCUUCAGUAUCAGA